AUGAAUGGCCACUACGAACCCGACGAUCGCUUCUCGGGAAAUGGGGAGAGCUUCCACCGACACUCGCAAAGCAGCGGCAGUCACUUUGGCCUGGACUUCUCCGGCAUAAUGCAUCCACAGCUCGGACCAGCUCAGCAGGCGCCCAGCGAGCCGGUUCCCGUGUCUGGGCCAGGUGGCGCGCCUUACGAGUCGCACGACGACCUCUGUGUCGACCGCUGCAUGGGAGUGGGCCUCUACAACGGCUUCCAGCAGUUCAACCAUCGCGGCGGCCCGCCCUCCUUCCAGAACCGCUGGGCUCGCGACAACCCCGUUGCUCGCUAUGACUUUUCGAUGGGCCUCAACGAAUUGUCGAUGCAGUUCCGGACUCCAGAGGUGGCGUCCCCGACCUCAACUAUGUAUUCCCAGCACUGGUACGGCCAGCAGCUGGACCAGUGCGUUCCCUGCACCGACGAAGACUGCCAGUCAAUGCCCGACAGCUGCUGCGACAGCGAGUGCACCAUGACAGACAAGUGCACCAACGUCGCCUGCGCCGACACCCCAGAUGCCUGCACUGAUCAGACCUGCCCUGAGCGCCCCGCUGUCGCUGUGCCCACGUCCGAGGUAGUCAGCGGUGCUGCCGCUCUCAUCUCCAUAAACCACGCCCCUGACCCUUCCCCUCACGGCAGCUUUAGUUUCCAACACCAAGUCAGAUUUGCUCAUCCUCAAGACCUAGGCAUGGGUAGCUUGGACUUCGGUAUGCCCAAUGCCCUCCAGCAGAAUUACAUGCUGCUACCAGAUCUCCUGCCAGGCCCGCUAGGCAACAUUACCAACCACCUGCUCGUCGCCCAUGGCGAUGCAGGCUCGUCCAGUUGCACAAGACCAUGUCCCCUAGACGACCUGCAGAACUUCACAUACUGCCAUAUGCCGAUUUACCACAAUCCUGACGCCUUCGGCCAGUUCAGCUCGGUCGGCUCUGAUUUCCACGUGAAUCACGGCUUCGUCGAGUGCGGUGCCGAGAUACACGACGCCGAGUCUUUCCUCGCCCACUUUAACUCGCGCCACCGGCCCUACUUCACCGCCGGUGUGCCUAACCUUCUAGCUGCCUCGUCCCAGGCCCAGCAUAGCCAACAUGUACUGGCUUCGACCGAAGUUAUGUCCCCUCCCGCCACGCCUUUGGACACGUCCGAUUCCGGGAGAUCGUCAGGGACCCCUUCGCCUCUCACUCCGCUUUCCAACAGUUUGGAUAUGACCGACCUUAAACAGGAUAGCUCACAUCACCUCCGCAGUACAUCAAUCGCCUCGUCCGCAGAUCACUCUUUCGACGUCGGCGCCGACGAGGAGCACAAGUGUCUCUGGCGGGAUGAAUGUAGUUCUAGCGUCUGUGGGCGUGUAUUCGCCGACGCCGAGGAGCUGUUCAAGCACGCCUCGGAAACACACAUCAAAAAUGCCCAAAAGGGGGCACAGGGGUUUUGCUGCGGCUGGGACGACUGUCCGCGAAGCGAGCCCGGCGCUGCAGGGUUUCCACAGAGGAGCAAGAUUGAGCGACACAUGCAGACCCAUAUUGGCCACAAGCCUCAUAUUUGCGCAACAUGUAACAAGGGCUUCUCGGCGAAACAGGCGCUCACUCAGCACAUGUUCAUCCACAGCAACGAGAAGCCCUUGGUCUGCAACAUUUGCAACAAGGCGUUUAGAUAUCCUAGCGCUCUCACCAUGCAUCAACGUGUCCACUCUGGUCUAAAACCCCUGAAGUGCCCGGUCUGCGGAAAGGGAUUCAGCGAGUCGUCCAACCUGUCCAAGCACAAGCGCACCCAUGAAGUCAAGGGUCGCUUCACAUGUACCGUCCCUGGGUGCGACCGCAACUUUCACCGCCAGGACCAGCUACGGCGACACAUGAAGACCCACCAGAAGGAGGGCGACAGCAGGCCGGUGACGAGCUCGGCCUCUAGCGUCGACGGCAUGUGUGAUCCGAUACCGCAGAGCUGA
Messenger RNA from Parathielavia appendiculata, 1962 nucleotides. RefSeq lists its product as uncharacterized. Gene Ontology annotation, cellular component: nucleus. The transcript is spliced from 4 exons. The record is from RefSeq and is a predicted model, not a curated record. Gene Ontology annotation, biological process: regulation of transcription by RNA polymerase II. The coding region runs from base 1 to 1962 and encodes 653 amino acids. Gene Ontology annotation, molecular function: DNA-binding transcription factor activity, RNA polymerase II-specific; RNA polymerase II cis-regulatory region sequence-specific DNA binding. Lineage: Eukaryota; Fungi; Ascomycota; Sordariomycetes; Sordariales; Chaetomiaceae.